AUGAUGAAUGAUAUCAAUAUCUACGCUGCUGCUGCGCUGCAGGAGCAGCAGCGGCACUCGGAUAGUAGCCAGCUUCGAUAUACGGAUCAGGAAAUCUUUGAUCUGCUUGACUUUUGCAAUCGAGCUCGAGGGCCAGAGGAUCCCUUGUGGCGACGGGUACUGCAAGAACUCAAGCUGUUGGAGACCAAGAAGGUCCAUCUCUUUGCGACCCACAAGGACGAGCAUCAUCACCACCGGACACCUCUUCACCAGGCGUGUGCGCACGAUGCUCCGGUCGAAUUGGCAUCAGCUCUGUUGGACAUUGCACCCGAUACGGCCAAUUGGGAAGACGCCGCGGGAAUGCGUCCACUGCAUUUGGCCUGCCAGGCAGGGGUAUCGCUCAAAUUGGCCGAAACGAUUGCCGAAGCGUCCUCCAACCCCAAAUACUUCACCGCACAAGACAAGCAUGGACGAACGCCGCUCCAUGUCGUCAUGGAUAAUGCCAGCAAAAAGGAAUCCGUCGCCAUGGUACGGCUCUUGCUCAAUGGGAGUCGUGCGCCCAAGAAAUACAAAGAUCGGCGCUUGAGAUAUCCACUCUCUUGUUUGGUGGAUGUCGAUAUCGCAUUGAGCAGGGCAUCUGUAGAACAGACCAAUGUCAAGGAGAGACAACAAAAUGUUUUAAAUUGCUUUGAUGCCUACAUCGAAUAUAUUAGUCUUCUGGACUAUUAUUCCCACGACGAUCCUGACCGACGGUUCUUUUUAAUCAUGGGGUAUCUCCCCGAUUGGAUUCUACAUCACGCGGCUAUAUCAUCGUCGGUACAACUAUUGGUCAACAAAAAAGUUUGCAACAUUGUCACGGUCGCUAGUACAUCCAUCCAUUUUGCCUGCUUGGUAUCCAUUCUCAUUGGUCUCCAAGUGAUUUGGUCGUCCCGUGAUGAACACUCCAAACUGGCGGGAGCCUACACGGCCUACGUUGGUGCCUCCGUCAUUAUUUUAUCCAAGGUUGCGCGGUUGGCCGUGCGCAUUUCCAAGGGCAAAGCAACUACCUACGUCCUCCGUCACCCCUCCGAUGUCGCCGACUUUGUCAUGGGCAUCCUGGUUUACGUCAUUUCACUUCGCCUCGCAUUUGAUGUGCUACCCGACUCGGAAAGCGUACCCUAUCUGUGGAGCGUGGCUUCGGUGGUUUGCGUGGGAUUGGCAUGGUGUAGUGUGGUCAAUUUCUUUCGAUUUGUCUCGGUCGACUUUGCCGAGUUGAUGGAUGGUAUCCUGUCAACACUGCGGAAAACCGUCAUUUUCAUGAUUGCAUUUACGAUUGUACUCUUGGGCUCGGCACAGGGGAUGAUGAUUGCCACGGUAGAUUCGGAAGAAUGCAUCGACGGAGAGAAUGACUUUUGUACCCUCUCGGGGGCCAUGAUGAAAACGUACACCAUGAGUGUCGGUGAAGUCAAUGUCGACGAUAUCUCCCAACUGUGGCUGGCUAGAACAUUGUUUGUGAUCUUUAUCUACGGUGUUGUGGUCCUCAUCGCUAACGUUUUGGCAUUUAUCAUUGGGAACGAUAUCUGGCGAAAGCAGUUCAGUGAGCGGGACUUUUGGUACAACCGGAUCCAAGUCCUUGCGGACUGGGCCAGCAUUGACCGAUUCGAUAUGCAAUUGGAGUCGCGUAUGAGCAGCGGCUUGAAGUCUAGGUGGAGAAAGUUUGCCUCCAUUUUCGAGGACAAAAACUUGAACAUGUGGAACUGGGACUUUUGGAAAAUUCUGUCGUUGCGAGUAUUGGCUUUGGUUGCCAUGUGCUUUUGGGUCAUCGCAGGCUUUCUCAGUUUUGGAGUGCUGUGGCCGCCGCAAGUACGAGAAUAUGUCUUUUGGGUGAACGUCAAACUACCCGAUACCAAGACCCAACCCAAGGAAACUCCAAAACCAAAGAGGGGCGCCACAACUAAGAAGAUUACGCCCAAGAGUACUCAGUUUGUGGAAGCCAUGUCAGGGAAAAAGUUUGAAGGCUACGAAACAAUGAAAAAAGACAUUAAGAAGCUGGAAGACAAGCUCGAUCAUCUCCUAGCAUUUUUGGAGAAGAACAAGUCAUCGCUGGUGUCGACAGAUUCGUCGCUUGGUAGCAACAGCUUCUAG
Messenger RNA from Seminavis robusta, 2103 nucleotides. Lineage: Eukaryota; Bacillariophyta; Bacillariophyceae; Naviculales; Naviculaceae. The record is from the annotation of a GenBank genome assembly.